AUGAUCGAAAUCAAUUUUAUCGAAAGUUUUGAAGAUGAUAUCAACCUUGACCCAUACCAAAUCGCUGAGAUAAUAUACCCGAAAAUGUCGGGUCUUUUCCUCAUCAUCGGCACUUCACCUUCAGGUCAUGCACGAUAUGCAUACCUCUUACGCCACAAGCCUCCCACGACGCGGCGCAUUGUAAAUCCCGUCGUAGUCGUCAAGGCUGGACGUGGUCAAUGCCCAUUACGCGGGAUGAUGCGUCUUUUUGAGAAGGAGAUUUGUUCUUGUAUGCACUGGCAAUUUGACCAUGACGAGGUGAUUUGGGAAUAUUAUUGA
Penicillium oxalicum is the source of this 318-nucleotide messenger RNA. RefSeq lists its product as uncharacterized. The transcript is spliced from 3 exons. The record is from RefSeq and is a predicted model, not a curated record. NCBI's taxonomy places the organism in Eukaryota, Fungi, Ascomycota, Eurotiomycetes, Eurotiales, Aspergillaceae. The coding region runs from base 1 to 318 and encodes 105 amino acids.